GCCAUGCCUAGAAUUUUAGCAAAUUUUGAUUGUAAAUUUGUAAAAAGGUUAUUUUUUUCAGUGUGUAGUUUUAAUGUGUUAAAAAUGUGUAAAAUUUUAUCCAAAGUUUAGUACUUUGUUUUCAUUUUCUCUCAGAAUUUAGACCAUGUCAUUUACAAAGUUGGUUGAUUUACAGAAAAUACCUGCGCAACCAUUAAGAAGACCAAGACAUUUAUCAAAUUCUUUUCCUGAAGAAUCACUUCCAACUGAAAAAGCAUCAGAAAUCGAUAUGAAGAAAUGGAUUGCAUUAAACAAUGAAUUGAUGCACCUGAAUGAAAAGAAUUAUGCAAAGUAUAGUACAAUGUUUGUUAACAGACUUGUAAAUAUUAUUCGGGGAAGUAUUUCUUCCUCUUCAAAUUCUACACCUGCUGCUAUUCUGUAUUUGUUGUAUGAAAGAUCUAUCCGUGAACUUCUAACAAAGUCUUUUCCAGUGUCUGCAAAUAUAAUAGAUACCCUUACGUCAGGUUGUUCUGACAGCAUUUUCGAAUGUGUUCAGCCACUGAUACAAGAACAUCUAAAAUUAUUACAAAAAAAGCUUCGGAAUGUUUCACCCUUAAAUGGAACUGACAUUGGAGUUAUGUGUCUGUUAAUAAACAUGUAUAAGUUGAAUAAAAUGGUAGCAAGAGAGACGAAAUCCAUUGUGAGUGUUAUUGAACAAAUAAUUGCCGACACCAGAGAAUAUAUAGAAUCACUGGCCAAUGAUUAUGGAACUCUUAAUGAUGUUUUCAUGUUGUUGGCAUAUGGUUUAAUUUGUUAUUCAUUACACAGCGAACAUAAAAGUGAACAUAUUCUUUUGAUCCAAAAGUUAAUUCGAACAGUUUUGGUGAAAGGUAGUGGUUCCAUUACAAAGUUUGGCAAAGUUUUAGGCUUGGAUGUUUUAGAACAAGUAUGUAACAAGGACAAAAAGGUCAAUUUGUAUUUAGAAAUAUAUAAAAAAAUUGUGAGGUCAGGCACAUACAUUUUAGAUGGUACUGAAGAGUUUUUGCAGGAAGUUCCAUACCCCUUGAAUAUUGACAAUCCAGCUGCUCUAGAUCGUCAGUUGAGCAACAGUGAGAGUGAUGAGUGUCGCCGUUCAAGCACUCCCUCCACUGAUGAUGACUCAAGCAUUAAUAUGACAGUAGAUGAUGAAAAAAGACCAUUAGAUGCAAGUGGUGAUGAUGUUGAAAGUGAUGUUUUUAGUGCAGAAGAGCAAGGACAAUCUGGUAAACCAUCUUGGAGCAGAAAAAUCUCUGAAACACAUUUUGUAGCUGAAGAUCAGGAAAAAACGACCAAAACAAUAAGAAUUCCAGAACGUUGUGUUGGCAGAGUUGUUGGUUAUGAAGGUGCAGUUUUACGAAAACUGGAAAUUCAAACAAACACUACCAUCAUGAUGAAUCAGAUGGAAGAACCGGAAAGGUCAGAUACCACUUGUUUAACUGCACAUCGACUUAUCACUGGUGCACUUGGUAUGAAACCCCAGCUUGAUGAGGAGAAGGUACUGGAAGAAAAAAAGAAAAUCAGCGAUGCAAAAGUAAAAAGGCAAACAGAACCCAAACAAGAACAAAUGAGAGAGCUUUCCAUAACUGGCUGCGAUGAGGAUAUAAAAAAGGCAGAAGAGAUGAUCGACAAUGUCAUAACACGUAUUGUUACCAUAAAAAUUCCACUCGAGUUUACUGUGGAUGAGAUACUCAAUCGAUUUAGUAACAAGUUAAAAACAAUCGAGGCAUUAUUGAAUGUAUACAUGGAGAUAGUGGAGCAAGAUGAUGAUAAAGUGGAGAUAACAAUUAGUGGAGAUGAGAAAAGUUGUAGGGAUGGCAAGAAACUUAUAUUCGAAGAAGUUGGAAGUUUUCGUUCGCAACACGGUCAUUUCUUCUACAUCCCGACGGAGAUGAUGGCUUGUCUUGACAACAUACAGGGGGUGCGCACAUUUGUGAGUAAUGCUCUACGCAUCUCAGGUGGAAGGAUCGUUAUCAUGGAAAACGACAAUGGUUUGGGCGUCUUUAUUUCUGGCUUCCCUUAUCAAGUCUCGAAAGCAUUGCAGAUAUUUCAGAAAACUAAUAUUGAGCUUUUGUGGUGCAUAAGCGAGGCGCCAGAUAAAAGCGAGAAGUUCUCUGUGCAAGAGUUAUGCGACUAUGUGGACAAACGUUUUACGGGCGAUAAAUCAUGGCGUGUUUCGCCUACGCUAGCGCGCAAAGAAAUUUCCACUGCAGAAGUUGAAGAUACCAAGCAACGAUUUGUAUAUACUAGAGACGACUUGUUAGCUUUAGCAAAAUGUAUGUUGGCUAAUCAGUUUCCGGAAUCGUUAAAGAAGGUGUUGCACGAUGAACCUGCUGUGGAAUGCAUGAUCUUGGAAGAGCCUUUAAAGAGACAAUCUGAGAAAGCUGAGUUUAUUGAUUACGACCGUCGCAGAAAUGGCACAGAAACAAAGUCUACACAAGGACCAGAAACAACGGCCGUACGAAAGCAGAAAAAAACGGUCGUACGAAAGCAGGAAACAACGGUCGUACGAAAGCAGGAAACAACAGUCGUACGAAAGCAGGAAACAACGGACGUACAAAGACCAGAAACAACGACUGCAGAAAAACACAUUUUAGGUACAUCAACCGAACCUAGUGAUUUGUUGAAACCAUCAAACAAUCUUGAUACAAUUAAGACAGAAACAAAUGUUGACAUUUCACUAAUUCAAAAUUUCACCCAGAAAGACAACAUAUUAUUACCUCAUGCAGUUAGUUUUAAUGCUUCUGAGGAAGAAGAAAUAUUUGAUAAUGCUCUAACAAUGGCAGCAGAAGUUAACUUUGAUAAAACUUCCAGUGUAACGGCAGAGAAAGUUGUAGUUGUAUCAGCGACUGGAAAUCGGCCGGAAGUAACCUUCUUUCCGCCAGCGUUCUACAACCCUAGAAGCAUCCACCAGCAUACCACACCAAUGUUUCCGCCAGGUGCUGUCUUCCCAACUGUCCCAUGUCAGGAUGGCGGUUUAUGCUACGUAAAGCCGGUUUAUCCAGUAUACAAGGAAGUCAACGGCUUUCUAACAAUGAGUCACUACGCUACGAUUUGAACUUUCCUCUCAUUUUCAGGGGUUAACGCAGCCAACAUUUCAAGAAGUCUUGAUGUCGUUGUCUUCGCCGAAGCUCUGGGGAUAUGACGUGUAACGUUAUUAAUAUAAUGUCGUAUUUGAUGUUCCAAAUAUGUUAUGUUUUUAAACAUACUUCUUUUAAACAUAUUUUUUGGUUAUGUAGCUUGUAUUUUUCGCGUAACUUGUCCCGCCCUUCCGCCAAUUUAUUCUGCGCUAUAAACUCCUUCCACCCUCACCAGUAAUUACUCUCAAUUUCCACACAAAAAAAUCAUGUUUCUUGUAUUUUUUGCGUAGCUUGUCCUGCCCUCCCGCCAAAUCAGUGUGCGCCAUUUACCCCUUUCACCCCGCCCCCCCCCCCCCCCCCCAGAUCUACAAAAAUAAAUCCUUUGUAAAAUUUUACCAAAUGUGUACGGUCAAUUUCCCCGUAGUUGUUUUGUUCGAGAAAUAUUGUGUUCGAACCUUUAAUAUUAGUCUUCGUUAAAAAAACAUUUCUGCUACAGGUUUGCUUGCCCUUCUCCCAUCUGUUCUCUACAAAUAAUCAUUAUUUCCAUGGCCAAGAUUUUAAAACAGAAAAAGUUCAUAUUAAUAUUUUUAUUAUAUUUAACGAAGAGUGUUUUGGAAACUGUUAUUUUUGUUUCAGUUCUGUAUAGCUGGAAAACUUAGUUUUCUUUAAAAAAAAUGUAUUUUUGACCAAAAAGAUUUUGUAAGCAGAGAGACAUAUUUAUUUACAAAAGAUAUUUAUAUCAUCGGAAAUAAA
Molecule: messenger RNA, 3848 nt
Organism: Hydractinia symbiolongicarpus
Lineage: Eukaryota; Metazoa; Cnidaria; Hydrozoa; Anthoathecata; Hydractiniidae
Exons: 14
Coding region: 146-3073 (975 amino acids)
Molecular function (GO): RNA binding
Source: RefSeq, a predicted model, not a curated record